CAAGCAUCGUCCUGGGGCAGAGCGCCCGGUCCGAACGGUGGGGCCAUGGUGUCGGUACCUGCUCGGCCCAUCGAAGCAAUCACAUACUGCAUCAGAAAGCGAUGUGCAUGGAGAGUGGUGCUCCUUGGAGACGGUGAUCUUAAUUCGGGACUUCAAGAGACUCAGCCGACUGCAGCGUUCUCGGCUCCAAGGAAUCAUGGAUCACAGUUCUCAGGAUCUGGUUGAGUUCUGAGGUGACCACGAACACCGGAGGCCUCUGGCCUCGCCUCGCCCCCCCCCAAAACCGUCUGGAUUUUCGAGCGCUUCUUCAGACCGAUCCAGAUCGAAGGCCAACGCGAAUGGACGACCCGAGGUGGCGAGGUCCAACGUGAAAACACUUCGCCCUGCGAGAUCCGCCGCGCGCCGCGCGCCGCGCGCGCCGCGGAGCCCGCGAUGGACGCCCUCUUCGCGUGGUUCCAGGGCCUGGGCUCCGAGGCCUCGCCGCUGCAGGUGCACGAGGUGGCGCCGGCGACGGCCGCGGGCGCUGCAGGUGCUGGCGCGGAGGGUGCUGCGAUCAAGAUGAUUCCAGCAUUGAGCGACAACUACAUGUAUUUGAUCGUGAACAACGCCACGAAGCAGGCUGUGGCGGUGGACCCCGUGGACAGCAAGAAGAUGCUGGACUGUUGCACGAUGUUGUCAGUUGAUCUGGUGGCGGUGCUCACGACGCACUACCACUCGGACCAUUCAGGCGGCAAUGCGGCGCUGGCAGCUGCUCUGCCCAGCCUCGAGGUCGUCGCCGGGGAGAAGGAUGCGGAUCGCACCCCCGCGGUGACGCGGCGCGUGGCCGACGAGGAACGCUGCCACUGGGCAGGGCUCCAAUUCCGCUGCCUGGCCACGCCGUGCCACACUCGCGGCCACAUCUCCUACCUGCUGGAAGGGCAGUCGCCGGGGCUGUUCUGUGGAGACACCUUGUUCGUGGCCGGCUGUGGCCGCUUUAUGGAAGGCACGAGCGCCACCAUGAAGGCGAGCCUUUCGAAGUUCCUGACGCUCCCCGAGACCACGCGGAUCUUCUGCGGACACGAGUAUACGGUGGGAAACCUUGAGUAUGCCCUGUCCCUGGAGCCUUCCAACACUUUGCUGAAGGAACGUCUCCAGGAGGCUUGUGAAAAGCGACGGCAGCAGCUCCCCACAAUACCCUCAACCUUGGCGGAGGAGCUCCAGCAGAAUCCCUUCCUCCGUGCAGCCCAGAAGGGCUGCAGCGACGAAGAGAUGAGCCAGUUGCGGCGGGGCAAGGACACCUUCACCACACUGGGGACGGUGAUUACUUGGGUCUUAGAUGUGAAGAGCUUCUUCAAGCCGGACGGUUGAGCCGCCGCGCCGGGCGGUUCGGACGGUUGAGGAGCAGGUGCAAAAAAAGGGU
Molecule: messenger RNA, 1399 nt
Organism: Durusdinium trenchii
Lineage: Eukaryota; Dinophyceae; Suessiales; Symbiodiniaceae
Source: the annotation of a GenBank genome assembly